AUGAGUACUAAGCCUCAAAAGUUCUUUGCUUCCUCCCCUCUCGCCUCCGAAAAUACGGACCCGCCUAAUCCAGCCUUAAAGUGGUUGUUUGAAGAGAAAGAUCAAGAUGGAGAUAACACUAUAUCAUUCUCCGAGCUCAAAGAUUUCUUGCAAGAAAUAUUCAAAAGUCGAACACUUCAACCUAACAAUAACGAUAAUACAACUGCGGCGAUUAUGAAAGAAUUCGAUAUCGACAACGAUGAGAAAAUAACAAUGGAUGAAUUUGUGAGUGGGAUGAGCAAAUGGCUUGAUGAUACUAAGAAUACCAUUAAUAAAAAGUACUCAGUUAAAUCACUCAAAGGCUUGUACCAGAUUCUUAAGUCGUGGGUACAAAAGAAGAGAGAAGAACGCGAGAUGAUGAAGCAUUUAAUCCGUUUUAAAUUCGAUACAAGUUCAACUAGCCACGGGCUGACCCGCUUCACAUUCUGCAGCAAAUCAAUUUCGUCCCAUGCCACCUGCACAAAUCAGUAG
This is a messenger RNA of Striga hermonthica, 510 nucleotides long. Lineage: Eukaryota; Viridiplantae; Streptophyta; Magnoliopsida; Lamiales; Orobanchaceae. The record is from the annotation of a GenBank genome assembly.